Messenger RNA from Ooceraea biroi (clonal raider ant), 2332 nucleotides. It is a transcript of the gene Pdfr, whose product is annotated as Pigment-dispersing factor receptor. Gene Ontology annotation, biological process: cell surface receptor signaling pathway; adenylate cyclase-modulating G protein-coupled receptor signaling pathway. The record is from RefSeq and is a predicted model, not a curated record. Gene Ontology annotation, cellular component: plasma membrane. Lineage: Eukaryota; Metazoa; Arthropoda; Insecta; Hymenoptera; Formicidae. Gene Ontology annotation, molecular function: G protein-coupled peptide receptor activity.
ACGGUGGAGGUUGCGCUACAGUCUGCUUAAUCGAAAACGCGAUUCACAAGUGCGAAACAGUUGGCGCGCGUGCUCUGAGACGUUCAUGUGUCAAGAGGACGAUUCGUGAUAUUCUGAAUCCGUUAGAAGAUUGCGGGGUGGCGAGGAUCGCAAGGGAGGAAGGGCAAUAAACUCGGGUCGAAAAUCGAAAUUGGGAACAAGAACAAAAGGAUGAUAAAUUCAUUUGGUUCUCCGUUUUCUCAACAGAAACAUCAACGGAAAAGUGUGCAUUGACAGUGUAACAGCAUAUCAAUGUUAACAUUGUUUUAACACAGAGAUUUCACAUUAGCGAAGCAGCUUAUAUGAAGCAGCGUCGCACUUCUAAGCAUCAGAAAGGAAAAAAAACUAAAACGGUUAACAAAGAAGCAAGUACGAAGAGAGGAAUUUACUCUCAAGCGUUUUUCGUUUUUCGGGUAGCACGGUAUGAGGGUGAAGUAAAGUGAUGAGGGAAGACAAGCGAGAGAUGAGAGAGCUUAUUUACGGAACGCGACCUGCUUCCGUCGUUUAUAUGGCGAACACUGCAAUGAAAAUGUAGAUACUGGAUACAUUGAACGGAAAUGGACUAUUAAAGAGAAAAAUGGAUGAUCUGAGUGCCAACGGCAACAAUACCCAAGAAUUUUGCAAUACUCAGUACAAUUAUUUCGCGGCGCCGUACCAAGAGCUCUGGUGCAAUCCGGUAUGGGACUCGUUGCUGUGUUGGCCACCGACGAAGGCCUCCACCACAACGAAACAGCGGUGCCCGUUUGUGGAUGGAUUCGAUACAACUAAAUCCGUAGAGAAGAAAUGCGGUUACAAUGGACGCUGGGAAACACAGAAUGGUACAAGCACGAAUGAAGAUUCACCCAUUGGUUGGGCAAACUACAGCACUUGCUUGACGCCAGAGAUGCUAUGGCUUCACUACAUAGUCUACAACAACAAUCGGGAUGGCGAGAUGAAGAUGGAGAUAGCCGAGAAAACCCGUACCCUGGAAUUUGUCGGCCUCAGCAUCUCCCUAGUGGCUCUGCUUGCUUCCCUGGUGAUUUUCUGUCGUUUCAGGUCGUUGCGGAAUACGAGGACCAGAAUCCACAAGAACCUGUUCGUCGCUAUGGUCGUGCAGGUGCUAAUCAGGUUGACAUUGUACAUAGACCUCGCGAUCUUCCGGACGAAACCGCACAGCCCGCAACGUGGAAUAGGAAACACCCCGGUGUUGUGCGAGGCCAGUUACGCGCUGCUGGAAUACGUGAAGACAGCGAUGUUCAUGUGGAUGUUCAUUGAGGGCCACUUCCUGCACAAUAUGGUGACCGUGAUCUUCCAAGAGACGUCUUAUUACCGGAUGUAUCGACUCGUUGGUUGGGGAUGUCCAGUACUGAUAACUCUCGCUUGGGUUAUCGUGAUGGCAUUUUAUUAUCAUCCGAAAUCAAAGUUUCUCAGAUGCUGGUCAGGAUACAACUUGUCGUCGUAUUUUUGGAUCCUCGAAGGGCCCAGGUUUGCAGUAAUAUUGCUCAACUUCUUGUUUCUGCUGAACAUCAUAAGAGUGCUCGUAGUGAAACUCCGGCAAAGCCACACAAGCGAGAUCGAACAAGUUCUGAAAGCCGUGAGAGCGGCUGUGGUACUUCUACCACUAUUGGGCAUCACCAACAUACUCUUCAUGAUCAAGGCCCCGUUGGAUAAUGUAAAAAACUUUGCCCUGUGGUCCUACUCUACGCAUUUUCUGCAAUCAUUCCAGGGCCUCUUCAUCGCGACCCUUUACUGCUUCCUGAAUGGCGAAGUAAGAGUCGCCUUGGAUAAAACGAUCGCAGUUUAUCUCUUUUUGAGGGGAACCGAUCUGCAAAUCAGACGACAGUGUAUCUUCAGCGACUGCCAGCCUCAUCGAAUACCUACGGUGAUCGAGAUAGAGGAGGAGAAGACGAGAUCUAUCGGAUUGGUGAGGCUGUGCUGUCGCGGUAGAAACACUCCGCCACAGGAUCGACCUAAUGACGAAUGAGUAAUGAUCGAUUUUACUUGAUAAUAUAUAACUUACGUAAUAUAGAGUUGUCGAGAGAAACUAAGAUGUAUUCUUCAUAAUUUCGAAAGAGUUCUGCACACUUGACUACGUUAAAAUGAUUGUGUCAAGCAUGCACAGCGAGUGGAUGUUUAAAUUCAUUAACUUUAUGUAAAUUCCCUUUCUUGAAAAUUUACUUUGAGACACAUUUCCAGAGACACAAAAUUUUUACAAAUCUGAUUAUUUCGUAUUUCAUCGCUCUAUCACAUUCUUCAUACAUUUUCUAAAUAAUUUCAAUAGUUUAUAUAAGCUUAUUUAAAACUUUUAAUGAAA